AUGCACCAGUGCCCAUACUGUAAAUAUUCCACCGUUAGGAAAGACCACAUAACAAAGCACAUUCGUACGCACACUGGAGAGAAACCUUUUACAUGUGCAUACUGUAACUACAGUGCUGCAUCAAAAGACAACUUGAAGUUACAUGUUCGCACCCACACUGGUGAGAAGCCAUUUAACUGUCCCUACUGUCCCUUUCGUGCUUCUCGGAAGGAUAGUCUUCAAGUUCACAUUCGUAUUCAUACUGGAGAGAAGCCAUACACUUGUUCUAAAUGUCCAUACCGUUCCUCUCAGAGGAAUGCAUUAGUUUGUCAUAUGCUGAAACAUCAGACAUAG
Molecule: messenger RNA, 333 nt
Organism: Penaeus monodon (black tiger shrimp)
Lineage: Eukaryota; Metazoa; Arthropoda; Malacostraca; Decapoda; Penaeidae
Product: protein krueppel-like
Exons: 1
Coding region: 1-333 (110 amino acids)
Biological process (GO): regulation of transcription by RNA polymerase II
Molecular function (GO): DNA-binding transcription factor activity, RNA polymerase II-specific; RNA polymerase II cis-regulatory region sequence-specific DNA binding
Source: RefSeq, a predicted model, not a curated record